AUGUUUGAGUGCAGUGAAUGUGGAGUUUCAUUCAAGAAAUUCAAGUCUCUAUUUAUUCAUAAAGAACAGUGUAGUUUAUUGAAAUGUUCAAAAUGUAAGACAAGGUUUAAAGAUAAAGAAAUGUUCAUUGACCAUGUUAUCAAAUGUAAAACAGUAGUCUCUUCCCUUGGUGACGUAGCUACUUUUCGAUUACAUAAAUCAGCUUAUAAAGGUGUCCUUGAAAUUUAUGUUAAACUUGGUUCAUGGUCAUCUCUAGAGAACCUGUUUACAGCUGAAAGGCAAAACAUAAUUAAUCUCAUCAGCCAUGUAAUUGGAAAAAUUGGAUCAAUUAAAACUCAAGUUUGUGUUCUAAUCAAGUUUAUUAAACAAAAACCAGAUGGCGAUACGGAUUCUACUGAAAUUUAUAAAAUUUCUCAAAGUGAACCUUUAACUCAUUCUUCACAAAUUGAAAAAAUGAUAACUAAAUGUAUAGAAAACCUUGAAUUGGUGGUUGAUCAGUUCACACAACGUGGAAGUGGAUGGGUACUUCAGACAGUCAAGAUGUUGGAAAUUAGAGUAGGUAAGCUAAAAGAAAAUAGUGGUGGUUGUUCAAGUGUUAAAUUACCACUAAACUUGAUCCGUAAAAGGAGCUUGGUAUCGCCAGUUUGUAAGUCUCAUUGCUUCAAGUGGGCCGUUCUCAUAGCUCUUCAUCCUCAGGCAACACAUAGACAAAGAGUCUCUAAAUAUAAAAAAUUUGAAAAAUGGUACAAGUUUAGAGAUAUUGAUCCAAUUACACCCUUCUCUCAAAUCAAUCGUUUUGAGAAGCGGAACAAUGUUUCUAUCAAUGUAUACACACUGACUUUGUGUAAGAAACCCAAAGUUGUUCCUUUGAAAAUCAACAAAGAUAGAAAGACAAGUCACAUUAACCUGUUUCUCUUCAAUGAUCAUUACUUUCACAUCACUAACUUUAACGGAUUCAUGAUGAACAACAAGUCAUGGGAAAGAUUCUUUUGUUAUUCUUGUCUUUCUGGCUUCAGAGAUCAGUCCUCACUAACCAGGCAUGAAAGCUUUUGUGGUGACAAUUCAGCUCAAAGAACCAUUCUUCCAGGUACAGAAAAUGUUCCAAAAACAUGUGAGUUUACUCGUGCGGAAAAGUCAAUUUCUUAUCCAUAUGUUAUUUACGCUGACUUUGAAGCCUUGGUGAUAAAGAGUGAAAAUGCAUUAGGUGCCAGCACAUUUGAAUACCAAAAGCAUGAAGCUUGUUCAUUUGGCUGGGUUGUUGUUGAUUGGACAGGUAAAAUUCUGUUCAAUAAAUUCUAUCGAGGUGAUGACGCAGCAGAGAAUUUCAUCAGAAGCCUUUACAAUGUACAAGCGUCCAUCAACCUUGAUCUAAUGAGGAGAAUAAAGCCACCAAUUCUAACAUCAGAAGAAAGAAUCAUUUAUGAACUUGCUGACAUUUGUCAUGUUUGUUUACAGCCACUUUUCCAAGACAAAGUUUUAGAUCAUUGUCAUCUAACUGGUAAGCUCCGUGGAGCAGCUCAUAAUCUGUGUAAUCUGAAACUUAGAUUACCAAAUCGAAUACCAGUCAUCUUUCAUAACUUGAAAGGCUAUGAUGCUCAUUUAAUUAUGAAAGGAAUCAAGUCAAAUCAAGUGAAAAAGAUUUCUGUAAUCCCACAGAAUAGUGAAAAGUAUAUUGCCUUUUUCAUGGAUGAUUUCAUUUUUCUAGAUAGUCUCGCUUUUCUUCUAUCCAGCCUUGAUACAUUAGCAAACAAUUUACCAGAUGAAGAUAAAACGAAAUAUUUAUCACAAAUGUUCAAUAGCUCGGAUAUACCUCUACUUUUAUCAAAAGGGUGUUUACCUUAUGAGUAUAUGGACUCUUGGAGUAAAUUUGAUGAUGUCAAUUUACCUUCAAUUGAUAAAUUUUAUUCACAUCUAUGUCGAAAAACAAUAGAUGAAUCAACAUAUUCAAAUUUACAAAGGAUAUGGAAUCAUUUCAAUUGUCAAAACCUUGGCGAUUUUCAUGACAUUUACUUGAAAGUUGAUGUCUUACUUUUAGCGGCAAUAUUUGAAAACUUUAGAUUCACAAGUUUGAAACAAUUUGGCCUUGAUCCUUGUCAUUAUUUCUCUACACCAGGUCUCACUUGGGACGCUGCUCUCAAAGCAACAAAAACUUGA
Molecule: messenger RNA, 2154 nt
Organism: Panonychus citri (citrus red mite)
Lineage: Eukaryota; Metazoa; Arthropoda; Arachnida; Trombidiformes; Tetranychidae
Exons: 1
Coding region: 1-2154 (717 amino acids)
Source: RefSeq, a predicted model, not a curated record